AUGUAUCGUCCCCUCCGCAUCUCGAUCCCCACUCUCCGGCGAUAUUCCUCACCGGCGACGAAGGUUCUCGAACCAGGCGACGUAUUUUCACAGGCGAGGACAUUCUCCGCGUCGGACAUCGCUGAGUAUUCGAAGCUGACCCGCGACUUCAACCAGAUCCACUCCGACCCGGAUCGCGCCAAAAUCGCAGGCUUCGACGGAAUCCCCGUCCCCGGCGUCCUCGUGGCGUCGCUCUUCCCGAGGAUAAUCGCCUCGAACUUCCCCGGCGCGGUCUACGCGAGGCAGACGCUGGAGUUCAGGUUGCCGGCGUACGUCGGCGAGGAGAUUCUCGGCCGGGUCACCGCCGGUGACGUCAGGCGGCUGGGUGAGAAUAAGUUCUUUGUGAAAUUCCGGACGGAUUGCUACAAGGGCGCUGGCGAUUGUAACAGCCUUGUGAUUGGCGGUGAGGCCACCGCGAUUUUGCCCUCUUUGGAGGUGGUGAAGCUCGAGGGCGGCGGCCAUGGCGGUUAG
Messenger RNA from Striga asiatica, 510 nucleotides. The record is from the annotation of a GenBank genome assembly. NCBI's taxonomy places the organism in Eukaryota, Viridiplantae, Streptophyta, Magnoliopsida, Lamiales, Orobanchaceae.